Molecule: messenger RNA, 1365 nt
Organism: Aspergillus tanneri
Lineage: Eukaryota; Fungi; Ascomycota; Eurotiomycetes; Eurotiales; Aspergillaceae
Exons: 4
Coding region: 1-1365 (454 amino acids)
Source: RefSeq, a predicted model, not a curated record
AUGGCCGAACCCGCCACCGACGCCCCUGCUGUGGAAGAGUUCGCUCAAACGCGCGGUGGUGACGAUCUGUUUGACGACGAGAUUAUCCCUGUCUCUGCAGAGGUACAUGCCCAGCCAGAGGUGCAAGUAACCGAGGAAACUGUCGCCCCGGUCGAUAGCGAUCCGCAACCUGCCCGUGUUGACACUCCGUCGCGCGUGCGUGGAGGAGACAGACGUGGAAGAGGUCGAGGCAGGGGACGUGGCAGGCGAGGGUCGCAGAAUUCAAGCCAAAGACGCUCUGAUGGAGCCCAAAGGCCGAAGUCUGCAGAUACUGCCCCCCAGUUGGAGAAUAAAGGUCUGGAAAGCUCUAUACACAAUCCGGCCAAUGACAACGCGGACCAGUCAAACCAUGAUGAUCACGCCACAUCCGAUACCAAGCCAUCUGUGGGAGCCGAUGCCCCGAAAGUACCAGCAGUGCGUGGAGAUCGGAGUGCUACCGGUGGACUCAAAAAGCCAAAACUCACCGAAGAAGAACUCUCCCGGCGCAUUGCGGCUGCCAAGGAGAAUGCUGCGAAGAAAGCCGCCGCUCACGCCCGUGCCGAAGCCGACCAAGCAUCGUUCUUAGAACGUGAGAAAGUUGCUGAGGUGAAGCGACAGCAGGAACGCCAAAACCGUCGUGUGAUGGACUCAGAGAGAGAACGAAACCGCCAGCGGAAAUUGCAGGCCUUGAAUGGGAGAGAGUGGGACAUGCAAAAACAAGAUGACAUGGACAGCCCACGCGGCGCCAGAGGUCGAUUCCGAGGCAUGCACGGCGGUGUCUCUGGAUACGCUAGACGAGACUUUGGAGGAUUGCCAGCGGAUGAUGAAAUGGCUGACAAUGCCCCUCAUUACGACAGCAAUAACCACUAUCGUGGCCGAGGACGCAGCGGAAGAGGCGGCCGAGGACGGGGAAAUGGCCGUGGACCGCGUGCAGGAGACCCUACCGUGGGCGGUGCAUCGGAUCAUUCCGCUACAACUGAACAGAAGCCUGCCCCAACUCCGCCAGUGAUCAACGACGAAGCCGAUUUCCCUGCCCUCCCUAUCAGCGAGAAGAAGAACAGUCCCUCUGGAGUCACCGAAGCCGCCAAUAUCGAAUCAAGCAUAUCGCCCUUGUCAGCAACAGGAGCCUCCUGGGCGGAACAAACGCAAACUCCCAAAGAAACAGAAUGUGAAUUCCUCAGUCUGAGCCAGCAAAAGCGCAUCGGAGAGGAAAAUUAUCAGAAACGAGCAGGUCUACCGUCCCCCGAUUUGGAGGAUCGGAGCUUUAUGGAGACGAAACCUGGGGGAUCGGAUACCUUGCCUGGAUGGAAAAAGGUGAAGGAUGUAGUUGGAAAUAUGUUUGGAUAA